Messenger RNA from Fragaria vesca subsp. vesca, 2048 nucleotides. RefSeq names its product trihelix transcription factor GT-2-like. The transcript has 2 exons. Lineage: Eukaryota; Viridiplantae; Streptophyta; Magnoliopsida; Rosales; Rosaceae. The record is from RefSeq and is a predicted model, not a curated record. Bases 59 to 1795 code for a protein of 578 amino acids.
AAUUCUCUCUCCGCUGUUGGGAAAAUCAACAAGCAAGUUAGGGAGCUCAAGCGCAGCCAUGAUGGUCGCAGAAGAACCAGCAGUACUACUUCAUGAUGAAGGUGGCUGCAGUAAUACUGAAACAGCGGCGGUGCUUUUUUCAAAUUCAGGUGCAGAAGAUCAUGACAAGCAUACUUUUGGGGACGUUGAUCAGGAGGGUGGUCAUGAUGACGACCACCGGAGCUAUGGAGGUGGAGGAGGAAAUCGGUGGCCUCGCCAAGAAACUUUGGCACUCCUGAAGAUAAGGUCCCAAAUGGAUCCUGCUUUUCGCGACUCCAGUCUCAAAGCUCCAUUGUGGGAAGAUGUUUCAAGGAAACUAGGGGAGCUUGGUUAUCAGAGAAGUGCAAAGAAAUGCAAGGAGAAAUUCGAGAACGUGUACAAGUACCACAGAAGAACCAAAGAAGGCCGAUCUGGAAAGCCAGAAGGAAAGACUUAUCGGUUUUUCGACGAACUUGAAGCCUUUGAUCAUCAACAGAAUAGUCACAAUCUAUCUAUAAUACCACCAAAACCUCCAGUGGUGCUGUGGACCAACAACAGCAACCACCAUCCAAACCAAAGUGUCCCUCCUCCUGUCGUCACUGUUCCGCAAAACGGCGUCACUCCAGCCACAGAUCCAAUAAUUCAUUCAUCAACAAACAAUUCCUUGCUGCCACAGCAAAUUCAUUCAUCACAAGACAAUACUAAUGGCUUCCGACUACUAAAUCCGACCACCAACCUGUUCUCCAGCUCUACUUCUUCUACUACUGCCUCGGACGAAGAGUUUCAGCAACGAAACAAGAGGAAAAGGAAAUGGAAAUACUUCUUUAGAAGACUGACAAAGCAAGUUCUCGAGAAGCAGGAGAGGCUGCAAGAGAAUUUCUUGGAAGCCAUUGCCAAAUGCGAUCAAGAGCGAAUGGUGAAAGAAGAAGCUUGGAGAAUGCAAGAGAUGGCAAGAAUCGAUCGUGACCACGAGGUUUUGGUCCAAGAGAGAUCGAGUGCAGCAGCGAAAGACGCCGCCCUCAUACAAUUCUUGCAAAAGGUUUCACUGCAACAUAACUCUAAUGAUACUCGAUCCCUCGAAAUCAAUGAUGCCACAGCAAUGCUAGUAAUACCACCACCAACAAAUGUGCCUCGGCCGCCAUUGCCGGCACUACCGGUGUCUUGGGCAAUAGACCAGCGUGGCCUCACUGCUAGUUCUGAUGGAGCAGUAGCACCGAGAAACUUGGAGGCUAAGAAAGUGUAUGGUAACGGCGAGAACAAUUCUGCUGUCAUGGGAUCCUCAAGAUGGCCGAAAACGGAAGUUCAGGCAUUGAUAGAUCUGAGGACAAGUCUCGACGUCAAGUAUCAGGAUGCUGGGCCUAAAGGGUCUCUCUGGGAGGAGAUAUCGGCCGGGAUGAGGAGGCUCGGCUACAACCGGAGCUCGAAGAGGUGCAAGGAGAAGUGGGAGAACAUCAACAAGUACUUCAAGAAGGUUAAGGAGAGCAGCAAAACGAGACCCGAGGAUUCAAAAACAUGUCCUUACUUUCACCAGCUUGAAGCCUUGUACAGAAACAAGAACAACAACAAGAUUGAAUAUCACAAGGAUCGUAGUGUUGAGAAGCUCCAAAUAGUGCAGCAGCCACUGAGGGAAAAUGUGGAUCCAAAUCAAGAGGAAGAUGAACAUGAUGAUCAUGGUGAUCAAGAUGGAGAAAGUACUGAGGAAGAUCAAGAACAUGAUCAGAUAGGAGGGACAGUAACAAGUUACAAACAGUCAUCAAUGGAGAUGGUUGAGUCAUGAAGAGUGAUCGAGACAGCCAAAGACAGCGAUAACGAAUUAAGUUUUCUUAAUUUUCAUCAUCAGAUCCAGUUGACGUAAAAUGUCAAUUCCAAAAAUGUCCCAACACAUGACUGUAAAGCCAUAUAAAAGUGGAUAAUAUAAUGUAUUAUUUCAGGCUCAACUCAGAGAGCUCUCUCUCACAAUUGUGUAUUCAUUAGAAAAUUUGAAGUCUUUAAAAAAAAUAAAAAAAAGAGUUGAAGUUGAAGAAUCCAAA